UUUAUAUUCAUGAUAAGAACUACUUCAAUAAAUUCAAUCUUAACAACUAAUUAUAACUCAUGACAUAUUUCUCAUCCAAGUUAUUUACUCGAGUUAUCACUAACUUUACACAUCCAUGGAUAAGACAGCUCAAAGAUUAACCAUCCCUAGCCCCACUGUAUCAUCUUUAGUUUUCAUAGUCAUACGCCAUUUUCACCAUCUUAAACGCAACCUCCUCUAUAUAUACCCUUGGAAUUCUCUUCAAUCUCUCACUCCAAGCCAAGAGAAAAUGUUAAGCUAAUAAUACAUUCUUAUAAUUAUUAUUUUCAUUGACAUACAUACAUAAAUAAUAAAUAAUAACUAUGAGUAAAAAAUAUUCCAGUAGUACUUAUUUUAUUCUCAUUUUAGUCAUUGUUCUCCAUGCGUUUGCUUAUUCCGGCGAGUCAAGGCGGCCAUUUGCAUGCGACCCAGCGAACCCGGGGACACGAAACCUGCAGUUCUGCAAGGCGUCGCUACCAAUACACGUACGUGUUCAGGACUUAAUAGGACGAUUAACAUUGCAGGAGAAGAUUAGGUUGCUUGUGAACAAUGCUGCAUCGGUGGAAAGGCUGGGUGUCAAUGGCUAUGAGUGGUGGUCUGAGGCACUUCACGGCAUCUCUAACACCGGCCCUGGCGUUAAGUUUGGUGACGCCUUCCCUGGCGCCACCAGCUUCCCUCAAGUCAUUACUACUGCUGCUUCCUUUAACACUUCCUUGUGGCAAGAAAUUGGCCGGGUAGUUUCUGACGAAGGAAGAGCCAUGUAUAAUGGAGGAGCAGCAGGACUAACAUUUUGGAGUCCAAAUGUGAAUAUAUUAAGAGACCCAAGGUGGGGAAGGUGCCAAGAAACACCCGGGGAGGACCCUCAUUUGGUUGCACAAUAUGCCGUCAGCUACGUAAAGGGACUCCAAGGCGGCAGCGACAGCGGCAAUACCGGCCGCUUGAAGGUGGCCGCUUGCUGCAAACAUUACACUGCUUAUGAUCUUGAUGAUUGGAAUGGGUUUGAUCGUUACCACUUCAAUGCUAAGGUAAGCAAGCAGGACUUAGAGGACACGUACAAUGUGCCAUUCAAGGCAUGUGUGGUUGAAGGAAAUGUAGCGAGUGUGAUGUGCUCUUACAACCAGAUCAAUGGAAAGCCAUCGUGUGCUGACCCUACACUUCUCCGUGACACAAUUCGUGCCCAAUGGCAUCUUAACGGAUACAUCGUAUCAGAUUGUGAUUCUGUUGGAGUUUUAUUCUAUCAACAACAUUACACCCGUUUCCCCGAAGAUGCUGCAGCAGCCACUAUCAAAGCUGGUUUGGACUUGGACUGUGGACCUUUCCUAGCCAUCCACACAGAGCAGGCCGUCCGUACAGGCAAAGUUUCAGAACUGGAAAUCAAAUAUGCUUUAGCCAAUACAAUUACGGUCCAGAUGCGUCUGGGUAUGUUCGAUGGUCCAAGUGGACCUUAUGCAAAUUUGGGUCCAAGAGAUGUGUGCACUCCAGCCCAUCAACAGUUGGCCCUGCAAGCAGCUCGUGAAGGCUUGGUUCUUCUAAAAAAUAUUGGACGGGCUCUGCCACUGUCCCCUCAGCGCCACCGGACCGUUGCUGUUAUUGGGCCCAAUUCAGAUGCUACAGUUGCCAUGAUUGGCAAUUAUGCUGGUGUUCCAUGUGGUUAUAUUUCUCCGUUACAAGGAAUUGCAAGAUACGCAAGGACAGUUCACCAGUACGGAUGCAUGGGAGUAACUUGUCCAGGGAACCAACAAUUCGGAUUAGCGGAAGUGGCAGCACGGCACGCGGAUGCCACGGUGUUGGUGAUGGGGCUUGACCAAUCCAUCGAAGCAGAAGCUAGGGACAGAGUUAGCCUUCUUCUACCAAGAUACCAACAGGAGCUUAUUUCUAGGGUUGCUAUGGCUUCUAGAGGCCCCGUAGUAUUGGUUUUGAUGUCUGGCGGCCCCAUCGAUGUGACAUUUGCUAAAAAUGAUCCUCGUGUUUCGGCUAUUCUCUGGGCUGGCUACCCUGGCCAGGCUGGUGGAGCUGCCAUUGCGGAUGUUCUCUUUGGAACAGCCAACCCAGUGUCCGAUACCCUCAUUGGAGUCGGACUAAUCCGGAUUCGCGCCGCGUAGGGCCCCAUUCGGGGAGAAGCGCUCCCAGCAGAGUUUUCUCCAUGCCGUCAAACUCUUGACCUCUGGUUAAGGGUGGAGCAGCCCCAUCCGCUGCACCACAGCCCAUGUUGGUUGCUAGUGUUUAUUUUACUCUCUCCUUUCUUCGUAUGAUACAAUAAAACUUUGAACAUGCAUACUUCAGGGGGGAAGCUGCCAAUGACAUGGUAUCCACAAGAUUAUGUAGCAAAAGUGUCCAUGACAAAUAUGGACAUGAGAGCUGAUCCAAUAAAAGGAUAUCCUGGUAGAACCUACAGAUUCUACAAAGGCCCUACAGUUUUUCCAUUUGGGGCAGGCUUUAGCUACACUAGAUUCAGUCAGCGCUUAGUCUCCGCUCCAACAACUAUUUCAGUGCCAACUCUUCAUUCUGAUCUUGAAGGGAACAACACAACAACAUUAAUGAAACAGAAAACAGUUAGAACAAUACAUACCAAUUGUGAGUCACUUGACUUAAACAUGCACAUUGAUGUAAAGAACAUAGGGGACAUGGACGGAACACACACAAUCCUCAUCUUCUCAACCUCACCUUUGGGAACGAAACAACUAGUCGCGUUUGAUAAAGUUCAUGUCGUGGCUGGGGCUAAUCAGAGAGUCAAGAUCAAAAUGAAUGUCUGCAAACACCUUAGCGUAGCUGAUGAAUACGGAAUUCGAAGAAUUUUCAUGGGAGAACACAAAAUCCACGUCGAUGACGACCUCAAACAUUCUAUAACAUUCCAAGCUUCCUUGAAGGAGAUCCAAGUCUAAAAUUUUUUUUAAGGACUAGGUCAUAUAUAGUGUUUGGUUUCUUCUUGCAAUUAAUAUUUCUUAUUUAUUUCUUUCCCUUAGCAAGUCAAUAACAAGUCUGUUGAUUGUGAAAGAGAGGAAAAGGUUAAGAACAAUAUUAAAGAUUUGUGGCGUAUUAAGAGAUGUGGCAUAUUAAGAGAAAA
Messenger RNA from Capsicum annuum, 3082 nucleotides. RefSeq names its product beta-D-xylosidase 1. NCBI's taxonomy places the organism in Eukaryota, Viridiplantae, Streptophyta, Magnoliopsida, Solanales, Solanaceae. The coding region runs from base 342 to 2120 and encodes 592 amino acids. The record is from RefSeq and is a predicted model, not a curated record. Gene Ontology annotation, biological process: arabinan catabolic process; xylan catabolic process. Gene Ontology annotation, cellular component: plant-type cell wall. The transcript is spliced from 7 exons. Gene Ontology annotation, molecular function: alpha-L-arabinofuranosidase activity; xylan 1,4-beta-xylosidase activity.